AGGUGCAGGCGCUGUCUCAGAGCAGCAAGUUUGAGGCUGAGAUUCGAGAGGAAAAGGAGGAACGAAUAAAGCAGCAGACGGAGAAGAAAGAACGACAAGCUGCUUUCAAGCAGCUGCAGUCUGCCUUCACUUCAUGACCCCUCGGUCCUCACACGGCACAAACUAAUCAAAACACAAGACAAACACACACAACACUUGCAAUGACAUCACUUUAUGGCAACAUGCUUAAAAAUAAAUAAUCACAAAAGUCUAGAACAUAAUUACUAACAAACUACAUGUCACAUGUUCCUUCAUCUCAGACAUUCCUUUAAUAUUUUUCUGACUUUCCACAGAUGUUCGUCAGACGUUCCUCAGACGUUCCUCAGAUAUAGAACAUGUUUAAGAUUUUUUUGGGCUUGAAAAAAUCUACAGUGUUUUGUCUUGUGUGGAUUUGCCUGUCCGACUUGAUUUGAAGAGGUUUUCAAACCUUCCUGUCACAUGUCUUCACUGUUUUCUGCUGUAUGUGAAUAACUGUUCACGCCUGGUCUCUGACCGUGGUCAGCGGUGGUUGGUCCAACUGGUUUGUUGAAGUAGAGUCUUCUCUACAGCCAACAAACUAAAACCAGGUUAAAAAAAGAAACUAGUCGUCUGAAUCAUUCACAUGUCACCGUGUGAAAGACUCUACCUCUGUGUUGAGCUGACUGAACGAGUCCUAUUUGAACUGGCAUCAAGUUUUUGUUUUUAGUCUGUAGAUACAAAAAGUUUCCUCAAAGUAAUUUCACCUCCAAGAGAGCCAUGCACAGUGUUGUUUAAAAGUGAAUACGUUUUGUGCACAGGAUCACUGAUCGGCUGGUGCCCAAACUUUACAAACUGAUUCCAGCUGUUGGUUGAAUGAAUGAGUUGUUCUGACGUCUGUGUUGGACCUGUUCAGAACAUUGUUGUGGUUCUUGUCAGGAGCCAGUUCCAGGCUCACGCUAACUCUGUCACGUUGCCACUGCAUUGAUCCAGCCCGCUGUGCUCACUUCAUGGCACUGACGUGCUCUCCGCUGGCUUCACAAACUGGCUCUGCCUUGAUUCUCAACUUGUACCACAUUAUGUCGAUCAGACGUAGUGCUCCAUGAAAACAAAACGUUUGUGAUCACAUAAAAUCUUACAGUUAGUGAUGAUGUUGGAGAAGCAGAUGAAGUGAAGGUGUAUUUUUAAAGAACGAGUUGAGACGGUUCUGUUUCUAAACUCUUUUGAUUUGAAGCUUGGUGGCCAUGUCAGACCUUCACAUAAAGAUUCGAUUCAUCCUGUUCUUUGAUUCAUAUAAACAUUAUUUGUUCUGAACAAAUACUUAUUUUUUUAUUCUUUGCCUACAUCAGUGUCAGGCUGAAUUUGGAACGUUUUAAACAACAGAGUAUUGUACAGUGGGGGUGUUUUUAUGUUCAAGCAGUACUUUUUGUUUUUGAAUCCUGGCAUGUGAGUAUGUCCAACAGGACGUGGACAGCCUGUAAAUGUGAGCACACUGGAGUUCUCUUCAUCUUUAGAGCCUGUUUUCUGUCUUGAAGUAAAGAACGAUGCUGGUAAAACUGAGCAGACCUGUGCUCAUCAUCAAACGUCUCAUCACGGAGGAGACGAGCUCAAGUUGACUACAACUGUUCUUACACAUUGGCAUUCCUUCAUUGAUCACUUAAUUCAGUCAGCUCCUCAGAUCUCACAUUUAAACAUGAUGAUGCACAAAUUACAAAAUAUUUCAGCUCCUUUAAACUGUAAUUCUGCAAAGUCUGAGGAUUUGUACUAGAACGGUUUGGUCCAGCGAACACUGAGCUGGGUCUCCUCAGCGAUCCUGGAUGACCCACUGCACACAACAACACAUGUUGAGUGAAAAUGUUCACACGUCUCCAGUUUUCCCAGCAACCUUUGGACUUGUCCUAUGUGGGAAUGGUUUGGGGUAUUGAUUAUUGAUAAUUUCCCUUUGUAGCUGUUAUUACAGAUGUGUAUUCUCUUUUGAUCUCAGCUGGACAGAGGUAUGUUUGAUUUCAACAAAGGAGUUUGAAGCAUGCCACAAGUGUGGGACCAUAUCUUUAGCAAUGUUUCAAAACUAUUUACCGGUAGUUGAUAGAACAUAUUACUGUUUAUGAAAAUGUAUUUUUUUAAUGGUAAAACUGUCUUAUUCGAGAGAGAUAUGUUGCCAAAUAUAAAACAAUAAUGACAUAUAUUUUUAGCCAUCUGUGUGUAGUCCUGCUUCCUGUGAAAUUAAAACUUUAAUAAAGGUACUUAUAAACAA
Nematolebias whitei (Rio pearlfish) is the source of this 2248-nucleotide messenger RNA. RefSeq names its product EF-hand domain-containing protein D1. The record is from RefSeq and is a predicted model, not a curated record. Gene Ontology annotation, molecular function: calcium ion binding. NCBI's taxonomy places the organism in Eukaryota, Metazoa, Chordata, Actinopteri, Cyprinodontiformes, Rivulidae.